AAUGGCUGAUUUCUUAAGAGAUUUUAUGAUUGGUGGUGUUUCUGCUGCUGUUUCAAAGACAGCUGUUGCUCCAAUUGAAAGAGUCAAAUUGUUACUCUAAACCUAAGAUGCCAAUAAAAAAAUCUAAGAAGGAGGUGCCAAGAAAUACAAUGGUAUUGUUGAUUGCUUCAUCAGAGUCCCAAAAGAAGAAGUAUAUUAUAUAAUAAAUAUAUAAAGGGUUUAUCUGCCUUAUGGAGAGGAAAUUUGGCUAAUGUUAUCAGAUAUUUCCCAACAUAAGCAUUGAACUUUGCAUUCAAGGAUGCUUACAAGAAGCUUCUCUGUCCAUUUGGUAUUUAUUAUUUGAAUAUUAUUAAGACCCAAAGAAAGAGAAAUUCCUUUUCUUUUUAGGAAAUAUGGCAUCAGGUGGUGCAGCUGGUGCAACAUCUUUGAUGGUUGUUUAUCCACUUGAUUUUGCAAGAACAAGAUUAGCCGCAGAUAUUGGUAAGAAGGCUGAUAGACAAUUUAAUGGUUUGACAGAUUGUUUGAGUAAAGUUUAUAAAUCAGAUGGUUUCAUUGGAUUAUAUAGAGGAUUUGGAGUGUCAGUUUUAGGAAUAGUAGUAUAUAGAGGAGUCUAUUUUGGUACAUAUGACACAGCAAAAGGAACAAUCUUUAGACAUCCAAUGAUGGGUAAUAUUUUAGCAAAAUUCAUUGUUGCUUAAUUUAUUACUGGAACAGCUGGUGUUAUUUCAUAUCCAUUAGAUACAAUUAGAAGAAGAAUGAUGAUGUAAUCAGGUAAUUAAUUAAUAAUAUAUAUUUAUUAUAGGAAGAGCUGAUGUUCUUUAUAAAAAUACACUUGAUUGUGCAGUUAAAAUUGCUAAGAAUGAAGGAACAAAAGCCUUCUUUAAAGGAGCUUUAUCUAAUUUCUUUAGAGGAAUUGGUGCAUCACUUGUUUUAGUCCUUUAUGAUGAAAUCUAAUAAUUUAUUGCCCCAGGAUCUAAAUCAGCAGGAGGUGAAUGAU
Paramecium pentaurelia is the source of this 997-nucleotide messenger RNA. The record is from the annotation of a GenBank genome assembly. Lineage: Eukaryota; Ciliophora; Oligohymenophorea; Peniculida; Parameciidae.